Molecule: messenger RNA, 2581 nt
Organism: Aricia agestis (brown argus)
Lineage: Eukaryota; Metazoa; Arthropoda; Insecta; Lepidoptera; Lycaenidae
Gene: Prp3
Product: U4/U6 small nuclear ribonucleoprotein Prp3
Exons: 14
Coding region: 215-2317 (700 amino acids)
Biological process (GO): mRNA splicing, via spliceosome
Cellular component (GO): U4/U6 x U5 tri-snRNP complex
Source: RefSeq, a predicted model, not a curated record
UUUCGUUUAUGGCUUUGGUUGCUGAUGUUGAAUUUGUUUACAUUUUUAAGUAGAAAAUUUAUAGAAAAUGUGACAAAACUGAAAUGAAUUAAUGAAAUUAUAAGAAAAGUGCAAACUGUUACAGUUACUCUACACAACUGAUUUAGGUAUUGUGUCACAACAUAACCUCUAAGGUUGAUAUAAUUCAAAGUGUUACUCGCGUUGUUUAUGCAAAAUGGCUUUACAACUAUCUAGGAGAGAAGUGGAAGACCUCAGGUCUUCGCUAGACAGAGCAAUCUACAGGACAAUCGGCAAGUCGGAUAGUGCUCUGCUCUCCACAGUAUCAUCUUGUCUCACCAAUGGGUAUGAACGUCGGAAGAUAAUUGAUAGGCUGUCAUCGCAUAUUGACUCCAAGAAAGCCAGCAAAUUGGCCGACAAGGCUAUAGCAUUAGCACAAGAGCAUGUCGCCUCGUCUAAAUCACAGAAAAGGAAACAUGAGUCUUCAGACAAAGACAAGGAUAGUAAAAGGUCUCGUCAUGAUGAUAGACACGAGUCUCGAGAGGAGAGGAGAGAUAGACAUGACAGAGAGAAGGAAAGAGAUGAGAAGGAUAAGAAGGCAGACAAUGGGUUGGAACUGCCGCAGGUUUCUGAGGGGGAGACAAUUGGCUCCAAAAUGGCUGGGCUCAGUGCUGAUAAAAUAAAGCUCAUGAUGGCGAAUGCACAAAAGGAAAUAGAGGAGAGGAAGCGAGCGCUGAUGAAUUUGAAGGGCGGACAGAAAGGCAGCACAGGAGCGACACCGGCCCUCAAGCAGACCGGCGUCAUGGCUCCACCCAACGUCAUCAAACCAGUAUUGUACUCCAGGCCUGGUCAAGGGCUACAAAUGACAGCCGAAGAAAUGGAGAAACAGAAGAAAAUAGCGGAGCUCCAGGCCCGGAUAGAGAGGAAAUUAGCAGGCGGCGCGCUGGCGGCGGCGAGCGCGCUGGGCCCGGCGCCGCUCAUCCUGGACCGCGACGGCCGCACCGUCGACACCAGCGGCAAGCGUGUGCAGCUCACGCACGUCGCGCCCACGCUCAAGGCGAACAUCCGCGCGAAGCGUCGCGAGGAGUUCCGCGCGCAGCUGUCGGGGGCGGGGGCGGGCGGCGCGGAGGCGGAGAGCGGGGCGUGGGUGGACCCGCGCGUGCCCGCCCGCCCCGCCGCGCGCGCCCGCCGCGCGCUGCGCUUCCACGAGCCCGGCAAGUUCCGCCAGCUCGCCGAGCGGCUGCGAAUGAAGGCGCAAUUGGAGAAGCUGCAGAACGAGAUCUCCCAGAUCGCGCGCAAGACCGGCAUCUCGUCCGCCACCAAGCUGGCGCUGCUCGCCGCCGACGCGCCCGACACCGACCGCGUGCCCGACAUCGAGUGGUGGGACAGCGUGAUCCUGCUGUCGGCAGAGGCCCGCGGCGCGGGGGGUGCGGGGGGCGCGGUGGCGGCGGCGGCGGCGGCGGCGGCGGCGGCGGCGUGCAACACCGGCGACGCCGACAUCGCCGACAACCUCAACGAGGACGCCAUCACCAACCUCGUGGAGCACCCGCAGCAGCUGCGCGCGCCCACGGAGCCGCUAAAGCCGACGUACAUGCCGGUGUUCCUGACGAAGAAGGAGCGCAAGAAGCUGCGGCGGCAGUCGCGCCGCGAGGCCUGGAAGGAGGAGCAGGAGAAAGUGCGCCUCGGACUCGAGGCGCCGCCAGAACCCAAACUCAGGAUAUCGAACCUGAUGCGGGCGCUGGGCACGGAGGCGGUGCAGGACCCCACCGCCAUCGAGGCCAAGGUCCGCGAGCAGAUCGCCAAGCGACAGAAAACGCACCUGGAGGCCAACCAGGCCCGCGCGCUCACCAAGGACCAGAAGAGAGAGAAGAUCGACCGCAAAAUCCGCGAGGACACGUCGAUGGGCGUCCACGUCGCCGUCUACAGGAUCCGCGACCUGUUCGAGUGCGCGUCGGCGAAGUUCAAGGUGGAGGUGAACGCGCGGCAGCUGCACAUGACGGGCGUGGUGGUGCUGCAGCGCGGCUGCUGCGUGGUGGUGGCGGAGGGCGGGCCGCGCCAGCACGCGCGCUACCGCCGCCUCAUGCUGCACCGCAUCCGCUGGGAGGACGACACUGUGAAGGACGAGCGCGGCCAGGACGUGCCCAACACCUGCAAACUCGUGUGGGAGGGCCGUGCGCCGCAACGAGCCUUCGGGGAGAUCAAGUUUAAGGUGUUGCCGACGGAGAAGCAGGCGCGCGAGUUGUUCCAGAAGCACCGCGUGGAGCACUACUGGGACCUCGCGUACAGCGGGGCCGUGCUCGCCGCGCCCGACGAGGUGUAGAUCGCAGGGGCCCGUCGUAGGCCCCAGGACGCCGGGACCUCGGACUAUUCUACGCGGGAUGCCGGGGCCUCGCACUAUCGCAGGCCCCAGUACUCCGGGACCUCGAACUACCAUAGGCAGUAAAAAGAGGCCUCGCAUCAUCGCAGGCCUGUACGGCUAGGGGCAGUGCCUCUGUCGCCGCAUGUAACACAGCAAUAUAAGUUUCACUUGUGAUGUGAAAAUAAGGCCACUAAUGUGCGUACCUGUUAGUAACUUGUGAGAAUG